This is a messenger RNA of Populus nigra (black poplar), 4538 nucleotides long. RefSeq names its product RNA-binding KH domain-containing protein RCF3. Lineage: Eukaryota; Viridiplantae; Streptophyta; Magnoliopsida; Malpighiales; Salicaceae. The record is from RefSeq and is a predicted model, not a curated record. The transcript has 9 exons. Gene Ontology annotation, cellular component: cytoplasm; nucleus. Gene Ontology annotation, molecular function: mRNA binding. Bases 180 to 2150 code for a protein of 656 amino acids. Gene Ontology annotation, biological process: regulation of gene expression.
AAUAAAUAAAAUGGCAAAGGCGCGGUCAAAACCCUAGAAAUCGGAAUAUAUAGAUAUAUAUAAAAAAAGAUACAACAUACAGAGACAGAGAGGACGGAAUCUGCUAAAAAAGUCACUCUGAUUUAACAUUCCUCGCUCUACAUCAUUCACUUUCUAGAAAGUAGUCUCUGUUGAUUGUAAUGGCGGGGCAGAGGAAUAGUUACGGGAAGCGGGCUCAUUCGCAGUCAGAUUAUGAUAUUGGUGGAAAUAAGAGGAGAAAUUCCGGUGAUGAUAGAGAACGUUUUGUUAUUGAUUCGCAAGAUACUGUGUAUCGGUAUUUGUGUCCGGCUAGGAAGAUUGGGAGCAUAAUAGGAAGGGGAGGGGAGAUUAUUAAGCAAUUAAGGAUUGACACUAAGUCAAAGAUUAGGGUUGGUGAAACAGUGCCGGGCUGUGAAGAACGUGUUGUUACCAUCUAUAGCCCGAGUGAUGAGACUAAUGAAUAUGAAGACAGUGGUAAUUACAUUUCUCCUGCACAGGAUGCUCUGUUCAGGGUGCAUGAUAAGGUUAUUGCAGAAGAUUUGCAAGUUGAAGAUGACUCUGAAGGAAGUCCACAAGUCACCGCAAAGCUUCUUGUACCAUCUGAUCAGAUAGGAUGUAUUAUUGGGAAAGGUGGGCAGAUAGUUCAGAACAUACGCAGUGAGACUGGUGCAGUGAUCCGCAUUCUCAAGGAUGAGCAUUUACCUCCUUGUGCGUUAAGCUCAGAUGAGCUUGUACAGAUUUCUGGUGAAGCUGCAGUUCUCAAAAAGGCUUUAUAUCAAAUAGCAUCUCGCCUUCACGAUAAUCCAUCACGGUCUCAGCACUUGCUUGUUUCUGCUGUUCCAAAUGUGUACUCUUCUGUUGGUUCCCUGGUAGGUCCAUCUGCAGCUGCCCCAAUUGUUGGAAUUGCUCCUCUCAUGGGUCCUUAUGGUGGUUUCAAAGGUGAUACUGGAGACUGGUCUCGAUCAUUAUAUUCAGCUCCAAGAGAUGAACUUGCUUCGAAAGAAUUUUCACUUCGUGUGGUAUGUCCAACUGCCAACAUUGGUGCUGUAAUUGGGAAAGGUGGUACCAUCAUCAACCAGAUCAGACAGGAGUCUGGAGCAACAAUCAAAGUUGAUAGUUCAGUUGCUGAAGGAGAUGAUUGCUUGAUAACUAUUUCAGCGAAGGAGAUCUAUGAUCACUAUUCUCCAACAAUAGAAGCAGCCGUACGUUUGCAACCUAGAUGUAGUGAGAAAAUGGAAAGAGAUUCAGGUCUUAUCUCUUUUACUACCCGUCUACUUGUGCCCUCCUCUCGUAUUGGUUGCCUUCUGGGUAAAGGAGGAGUUAUUAUAGAUGAGAUGAGGAAACUUACCAAAGCUAUUAUUCGAAUACCUAGAAAGGAAAAUCUUCCCAAAGUUGCAUCUGAUGAUGAUGAGAUGGUGCAGAUUGCUGGAGACCUGGAUGUUGCCAAGGAUGCUCUCAUACAAAUAAGUCGACGGUUAAGAGCUAAUGUUUUUGACAGGGAAGGUGCAAUGUCUGCUAUUCUACCAGUUUUACCAUACCUUCCUGUCUCAGCUGAAGGUUCGGAGGGUCUAAAUUAUGACAGUAGAGAUGGUAAAAGACAUGGACGUGGGAGUUCUUAUGCUGGUGGCUAUAGCUCAAGUGAUUAUGCUUCUGGUGACGGUUAUGGUAGCUAUGGUAGCUCACAGAUUAAUGCUAGUGGAGGUCCAUAUGGAGCCUAUGGAAGUUAUUCUUCAGGACGCACUGGUACUUCUGGAACUAAAGAUGAGAAUUUCUUGAAGGCUCGUAUCACGGACUCUGCUGUGCUGUCUUGUCCUGUCCGGACACCAUCGGAGGCUUUCCUGGAUUGUUGGAAAAUGUUGAACUCAGGGCUUCAAGUGGUUCUGUCAGGCAUUAACAUUUCAUCAGUUGACCUGGCUAAUCACAGAUGCCAGCACUUUAACUGUGGAAAUCAAGCGUAUCCAGUUAAUUUUUUUGAGCGAGCUUUAUAUGUUUGUAUUUGUAUGUUUGUGUAUUCAGGCACAUGGAAACAAGAAUUAGAUAAUUUAUUUGCAACGAAAUUAAAAACAAUAAACUCUAAUAAAGUGCUUCAAUCACAUCCUCUUGUCGUGUUGGGCAUCAAACCCCUUGGCUAGAAAUUUGUUUUUCUGGGUCAACAAAUGAGCAGUGUGGUUUUCUUGUCAUGGAGAGGUAGAAGUGAUACCGACCACCCAGAGGCUCUAUUCAAUGAGGUCGCUGGUCAAGGUUUAGAACUUUAGAGAGAUGAGAAGAGCUUUCCAUCAUCUUGAGAAAAUGAAGAUAUUCACCGAGAGAAUCACCAAAAUGCUCGAUUGAAUCAGUGAAUAUCGUGGAAAGGAGUGUUGCCAUCGUAGUUGUCUGGUUUUAUCUACGUCGGGCAAGUCCAACUGAUAAUGGCCGGAGGCUGCGUACCUCCUUUUCCCCAAAGAGAAACAUUGUAUAACAAAGGAAAUCUCUCCUGCGAAUUUCAACUCUCGAAUGUCUUGAUUGGACUAUGACUUGCAGACACUUUCCUGAGGCAUUUGUCUCUCAUUUUCCACUCAAGAUUCCAAUCACCUUUGUUUCCUGGUUAUAGCCAACCAGACAACGAGAGAGAACAAUAAUAACAAAUUGCUCUGUUAUACAAUUGCGUCAAACAGGCCAACUUGUUGAAAUUCUCACAGUUGUUUUUGUGUAGCCCCAUUAUAGUAAAUUUGCCCACCUAACUCCAGGCAAGUGUACUGCAUCCAGUGGACAGGCUCCAUGACUCCGUCAAAAUGGUGUGCAAAUAAUUAAAAGGGUUGCUGCUGCUCUGAGUUCACGUGAUGGGGAUAGAUCGUAUAGGCUUAAUCUCUCUUGGUUUUAGCGCCAAUGGACGGUCACAUCAAUCCUCAUGAACCCUCCUUAUGGACGGUCACUCAACUUUUCCUGUUACUCUUCUAGACGAAGGACAUAUAUUUGAACAGUUCUAGAGAUGUCCUCUCUGUACAAAAGAUAACAUCAUUAAUACUACAGAUCACGGACACUUGUCUUUAUAAACGACCUCAUGGGUGCUUCUGUCUAUUGCUUCAAACCCUAUUCGUCCAUGCUCUGCCAAGAGAGCCUUACUCCAAUCUACCCCUUCCUCUCUACCUGUUUCCACAUUGUUUUUGUCGAAAUUAAAAGAGAGAGUUCUCUUACAUAUUUUCUUGAAAGGAAUUAUUGUCUUUCUUCUUUGGGAAAAUUCCUACACAUCCUUGUGUCGUUUAGUUUAGGGCAUCGUGAGGCUAAAUUUCAUUGGGGCUGAUUUCUUUUCCCCUUUCUUUUUGUCUGGUGCUCCUUCGCUUCGCUCUUGGAAAUGAUUAUUUCUUGGAGGGCCUUUUUAUGUCAUUUGUUAUGGUACUUUUCAUCCUAGGUCUUGCAUGAGGGAAUGGGGUUUAUGUGGUGCAGCCAAGGAUGACUUGCCGGUAUAAGCUAUGAUCAAUAGCUAUAUCUAUGGUAUUUUUCAUCCUAGGUUUGGCUAUAUAUAUAUAUAUAUAUAUAUAUAUAUAUAUAUAUAUAGCCAGUUAAUUGCUAUAAAUCUCAGCACAUUUAUGUUUUAUAUGUCUGCACACAGACACACACAUCAUUGAAUGGUGAUGUUCCACCUCCUAUGAUCAGUAGUCAAUCGGCAAGUCAUCUCUGGCUACUCAACUCCCUCCUUUUCUCGUGCCAGAUCUUUAUGAUGAUAACGCAAGACUACGUAUACUAGAUACUGGUGGGGUGAAUGCAUGGUUGUUUAAUGAAUGGAUUUUGGCUUUCGGCUCUGACAAGGAAUGUUAAAAUAAUAAUUAAUCUAUAGAAAUCAUUUUAUAUUAUUAUAUCUAAUAUUUUUUUCUUCCAAUACACACACACCCGCUCAACUGCACAGACAAACACACCUGCACACAGCACACUGUUUUUUUCUUUCAAGUUGAUGUCAUUUUCUUUUUUACUUCUCUCUUUGCAAACUUCGCAGAUGAAGCCAUUCAGCAUGUCAUCCUUCAAGGUGCUUCAAGUUGGUGUAUUUUUAUGUGCAGGUCUAUCAACUGUAACUCCACUUCAAAAUAUAUGUUAUACGUUGAUUGAAGAACAAGAUCAGCUAGAAUCACUGGUGCAGUCCAAGUAAUUACAGACCUCAUGAACUGUUACAAGUUCUUGAUUAUCUCAUGGGUACACAAGUAUCAAGUAGUCAAGCCAUACUUACCAUAUAGCAGCAAGACUGUAUACUAUCGCAGUUUGCUUGCAGGCGUCCUUAGCGGUUGGGAAGCUGGAAACAAUUGUCCUUUGGAGAAGUAUUUAUCCAAGUUCAUUAAAUUGAUGUUAUGCUUCCUACUGUUUCGAGUAGGUGUGAAAAAAAUAUUGUACUCUACAAAAAAUGAAAAACAAGAUAUUACCCUUCUUGCUCAACAAACAAAAAGAAGAAAGCAACACAAAAUGAUUUUUUUUUUAUUUACGUACAUGUACGGACAAUGCAUUUUCAACUCCAUUUACAGGAAUAAUUGAAAAUGAAUGCUGUCUUUUUUUUU